AUGUCCGAACAUCAAGACCCCAAAAUACCGAGGCCUUCUUAUGAAGCGGCGGACAACCAAUCUCCGGCAUCCCCAUUUCAUGACCGGUUUCAGUUUGAGAACGCCGAAAACGUUACGUUAGAUAAUAGCAUGCUUGACAGAAGCGGAAACGAGCCGUCAACAGCGCCCUCUUCGGCUUCCAGAGGUGGGUCCAUUAUGAGAAAACAAGGCCAGAAGAAGCGCACCGCGAAUAGAAUCAUGUUCGCGGAUGGCGACAAACCAAUGGAAUACGAAGAGUUUUCUCGUGAAUCCGAUGAGGACGAUGCACACUCUUUCACCGGAACCCCGAAAAUUGCCAACUCAGCAACAUUUGGUGGUUCAGACAGCCUCGACCCAGGCUCGGCCGACGUGAAACCCAGUUCCGAUCAGGGACUGAAGCGUAUGAGAUGGGGUACUAAGAGGACCAAGAAAGGGACGCCUAGUGUAGGCCGUGCCAAAACCUUAAGGUGGGCAAAGAAAAACUUUCAUAACCCAUUUGAGGACGACAGAAAGACGGAUACCGACGACGAAAGCGGCGCGGAGUAUGAUCCUACCAACAGGUCUUCAGAAUUGAGAUUUCUAUACUACAACAUGCCUCUUCCUGAAGAGUACCUAGAUGAAGAAGGAAAGCCUGCAACUGACUAUGCUCGAAACAAAAUCAGGACGACCAAGUACACGCCACUGUCAUUCUUCCCUAAGAAUAUCGCGCUUCAAUUCAAGAACGUGGCAAACGUGUACUUUUUAGUACUUAUUAUUCUAGGUUUCGUGGACAUGUUCGGUGUUACAAACCCGGGCCUACAAACAGUCCCUUUGAUUGUGAUUGUCGUCCUGACAGCCAUCAAAGAUGCUGUUGAGGAUUCUCAGCGUACUAUAUUAGACAUGGAAGUGAACAACACAGCCACUCAUAUCCUUUCUGGAGUUGAAAACCCCAAUGUUUCGGAAGAUCACGUAUCUGCAUGGAGACGCUUUAAAAAAGCCAACUCAAGGGUUUUAUUCAAGUUAAUCGAAUUUUGCAAGUCAACAUUCAGCAAAGAAGGGCGCCGUGCCGCCGCCCAAAGGAAGCGGGAAGAACACCAUGCAAAAAGUGCGAGGACACCACGUAAUUCCCUGGAAACGUUUGACAGUUAUAGAAUGUCGGGCACAUAUGGCCGCGAGUCUCUCGAAUACGACAAUAUUGGUGAAAUAGUUACGUCAGACGAGGUUACUGUUAUUGAUCGCAGUAUGCCAGCUAGAACUGAUUGUAAAUUCGAGAAAAACUAUUGGAAGAACGUCCACGUCGGCGAUAUUAUUAGAAUCCACAAUGAUGACGAAAUCCCUGCAGACGUUUUACUUUUAUCCUCUUCCGAUUCUGAUGGUGGUUGUUACGUUGAAACAAAAAACCUGGACGGUGAGACUAACUUGAAAGUUCGCCAGUCUUUGAGAUGUACCCACCGGAUAAGAAAUUCCCGCGAUGUUACAAGAACAAAGUUCUGGCUUGAAAGUGAAGGUCCCCAUGCUAAUCUUUACUCUUACCAAGGCAAUUUGAAAUGGGUUGACUCGGAAGAUGGUAAACUUAAAAAUGAACCAGUAAACAUUAACAAUCUUCUUCUUCGAGGCUGCUCAUUAAGAAACACGAAAUGGGCUAUGGGUCUGGUGAUUUUUACCGGUGCAGAAACUAAAAUUAUGCUCAACGCCGGCUCAACACCGACGAAGAGAUCGAGAAUAUCUAGAGAACUGAACUUCUCUGUUGUGAUGAACUUUCUGCUUUUAUUCAUCCUAUGUUUGGUCGCCGGCAUCGUUAAUGGUAUUUAUUAUCGAAAGAGUGGCGUAUCAAGAGAUUAUUUUGAAUUUGGAACUGUUGCAGGGAGUCCAGCGGCGAAUGGUGUAGUUUCUUUUUGGGUUGCAGUCAUCUUGUACCAAUCGCUCGUUCCGAUCUCUCUGUAUAUUUCGGUUGAGAUUAUUAAAACAGCGCAAGCUGCCUUCAUCUAUGGUGAUGUUUUGCUGUACAAUGAAAAACUGGAUUACCCAUGCACCCCAAAGUCGUGGAAUAUAUCAGAUGAUCUUGGCCAAAUUGAAUACAUUUUCUCUGACAAAACAGGUACUUUGACACAAAACGUCAUGGAGUUCAAGAAAUGUACGAUCAACGGUAUUUCUUACGGUCGUGCUUAUACUGAAGCGUUGGCAGGACUUCGCAAGAGGCAAGGAAUUGAUGUUGAGAAGGAAGCACUGGAGGAAAGAGAGGCUAUUGCCAAUGACAAGAAAGUCAUGAUCAAAGACCUCGAAGCGUUAAAUCCAACAGCUGAAAUUGAUCCUGAGGAAAUAACCUUUAUUUCAAAGGAGUUUGUCCAGGACUUGUCAGGUGCUAACGGGGAUUAUCAAAAGGGCUGCAAUGAACAUUUUAUGUUAGCCUUAGCUCUUUGUCACUCUGUUUUAGUUGAAAAGUCCAAAAAGAAUCCCGAUAAAUUGGAACUCAAAGCUCAGUCUCCGGACGAAGCAGCAUUAGUGGGCACAGCAAAAGAAGUUGGUUUCGCAUUCGCAGGAAAAACAAAAUCUGGUCUGAUAGUCGAAAUUCAGGGUGUUAAGAAAGAGUUUGAGAUACUAAAUAUCUUGGAAUUCAAUUCUACAAGAAAAAGGAUGAGUUGUAUUAUCAAGUUGCAAGGCACAGCACCCGGCUCUCAGCCAAGGGCUCUGUUAAUUUGUAAGGGUGCAGACUCUGUCAUUUACUCGAGGCUAAAGCGCACUGGAGGAGCUAACGAGGAGACUCUGCUCGAGAAAACAGCCCUGCAUUUGGAGCAGUAUGCCACUGAGGGCUUAAGGACGUUAUGCAUUGGCCAAAGGGAAUUAAGCUGGAAGGAAUAUGAGGAGUGGAAUCGCCAAUACGAAAUUGCUGCUGCUUCAUUGACAGAGAGAGAAGAAGAGAUGGAAAAGGUUGCUGACAGCAUUGAAAGAAAUCUGACUCUGCUGGGAGGCACUGCAAUUGAAGACCGUUUGCAAGACGGUGUUCCGGACUCUAUUGCUAUUCUGGGUGAAGCAGGCAUUAAAUUGUGGGUUUUGACUGGUGAUAAAGUUGAAACUGCCAUCAAUAUUGGUUUCUCUUGUAACUUGUUGAACAGCGACAUGGAGCUUUUAGUGAUUAAAGCGUCCGGUGACGAUGUGGACGAAGUCGGGUCCCCUUAUGAGAUUGUGGACAGCAUGAUAAAAAAACACUUGAAUGAUAAGUUCGGGCUGUCAGGGUCUUUAGAUGAACUGGAAGCUGCCAAAAAUGAACACAAACCUCCCACGGGCAACUACGGUGUUGUCAUAGAUGGUGAGGCGCUUAAGUUAGCCUUAGAAAAUGAUGAUAUUAGUCGCCGGUUCUUGAUUUUGUGCAAGAACUGCCGGGCUGUCUUAUGCUGCAGGGUGUCACCAGCUCAGAAAGCUGCUGUUGUGAAACUAGUCAAAGAGUCGCUGGAUGUUAUGACUUUAGCCAUUGGUGAUGGCUCCAACGACGUUGCUAUGAUUCAAUCGGCAGAUGUGGGCAUUGGUAUUGCAGGUGAAGAAGGUCGGCAAGCUGUUAUGUCAUCAGAUUAUGCUAUUGGCCAGUUCAGAUAUCUAACGAGAUUGCUAUUAGUGCAUGGAAGAUGGUCCUACAAGAGACUUGCAGAGAUGAUUCCCAGUUUCUUUUACAAGAACGCAAUUUUCACCUUGUCUUUGUUUUGGUAUGGUAUCUACAGCAACUAUGAUGGGGCUUACCUUUUUGAAUUCACCUACCUGAUGUUCUACAAUUUGGCGUUUACUUCCUUGCCAGUUAUUUUCAUGGGUAUCAUGGACCAGGACGUGAGUGAUGUCGUUUCUCUUCUGGUGCCACAGCUGUAUCGCGCUGGAAUAAUGAGAAGCGAAUGGAAUCAGACUAAAUUUUGGGGCUACAUGUUUGAUGGUCUAUAUCAGUCCGUGAUUUGCUUCUUCUUCCCUUACUUGGUGUAUUAUAAGACUGGCCUAGUGACGCCUAAUGGGCUUGGUCUUGACCAUCGCUAUUGGGUUGGUAUAAUAGUGACUACCAUUGCCGCGCUAUCGUGCAAUCUUUAUGUCCUUAUCCACCAAUAUAGAUGGGACUGGUUCUCGUCGCUAUUCAUUUUCUUGUCGAUUAUCAUUGUGUUUGGAUGGACCGGUAUAUGGUCCAGCUCUACAAACAGCGGAGAGUUCUACAAAAGUGCAGCCCGUGUUUAUGGCUCACCAAUGUUCUGGGCUGUCAUGUUUGUAGGCAUCCUAUUUUGCCUCUUACCGCGCUUCACCUUUGAUGUAUUCCAGAAACUAUUCUUCCCUCGAGACAUCGACAUUAUCCGGGAGUUUUGGAAGGAGGGGCACUUCGACCAGUACCCUCCAGAUUACGAUCCCACUGACCCAAACAGGCCCCAAAUCAACAAAGCAACGACUACGCUUCAUUCGCACAGAAUUGAAGAAGGCUCUGACUUUGCGCGCGUGGCUGGUGCUGGAAACAAUAUGUCCCGCGACACAGUUUACACUGAAGAAAUUCCUAUGAACUUCAUAAACAGUGCUGAAAGUUCUCCGGAACAGUUUCACCGCAAAUCCAUAGCUAGAAUGUCUCUGGAGAGAACGCGAGAACAAAUGCGUGCUUCCAACGAAUUAGACGCUCGUUACUCUGUAGAGCGCGCACGGAUUUCCCAUGAGCUGCCAGGCGUUACACGUGCUGAAAGCUUGAUGCGUAACUAG
This is a messenger RNA of Lachancea thermotolerans CBS 6340, 4707 nucleotides long. It is a transcript of the gene DNF1, whose product is annotated as aminophospholipid-translocating P4-type ATPase DNF1. Lineage: Eukaryota; Fungi; Ascomycota; Saccharomycetes; Saccharomycetales; Saccharomycetaceae. The transcript has a single exon. The record is from RefSeq and is a predicted model, not a curated record. Gene Ontology annotation, biological process: phospholipid translocation. Gene Ontology annotation, cellular component: plasma membrane. Gene Ontology annotation, molecular function: ATP binding; magnesium ion binding; ATPase-coupled intramembrane lipid carrier activity. The coding region runs from base 1 to 4707 and encodes 1568 amino acids.